Molecule: messenger RNA, 5383 nt
Organism: Silurus meridionalis
Lineage: Eukaryota; Metazoa; Chordata; Actinopteri; Siluriformes; Siluridae
Gene: spo11
Product: SPO11 initiator of meiotic double stranded breaks
Exons: 12
Coding region: 520-1656 (378 amino acids)
Biological process (GO): meiotic DNA double-strand break processing; reciprocal meiotic recombination; meiotic DNA double-strand break formation
Cellular component (GO): nuclear chromosome
Molecular function (GO): DNA binding; DNA topoisomerase type II (double strand cut, ATP-hydrolyzing) activity; ATP binding
Source: RefSeq, a predicted model, not a curated record
AGAUUUGGACGGGAUUAAAAUCACAAAGUACGUCUGUGAAACAGAAAUUUAUCUAACAACCCCCUGUAAAACUAGUCCCGUCCGAAUAGGGCUAAUGACUGUUUGCCGUGACUUCUUCCCUACACUUAAAAUCCUGCGCUAACUGUGCCCCGACUGAAUGCGCGCCGAGCGGAGACACGGCGGAAGAAGAAAUAGUUCCCGUUCACGUCAAGUAAAUAAAAAAAUCUCUUCAAAAACUACGUGAAUUAAACCAUAAAAAUUUGAGAAAUGACAGUUUACCACACAAGUACAAAACCGGACGUGUAGAUACUUAGGAACGAUCCGCCUAAAUCAUUCCAUCUCCUCAUUACUUCUGAACAUCUGAACUUAAAAAGCACCACCUGGUCCAAAUAUUUGCGCUGAAAAUUACCUAGUGUUUGGUGUUAGCUCUCGCCGUCGAGAUAUUUUAAAGUCUGAUCUAAGGGAACAUUUGAGUAGUUGCUGUAUUCGAUAAGAUUUUGAUUCCUGUCUAUAAGAGACAUGCAUAAGCAGUUUUCCGACGUGGAUACAGUACGAGCUGAGCUGUUGCAAAAUCUCGUAGAUGAUGGGGAAACCGUAACUAACCUCGGUAGUAUCACAAGGCUAGAAGUUGUUUCACGAAUAGAAGAGGUUACCAAAAAGAUAAUUAGCAGUUUAUCGAUGGAAGAGGCACCGGUCUUGACCUUAAAAAGUCGUUCUCGGUGGUCCAACGUGAGGUUUAGCAAAUUAGUUGGUCUACUUCUGACAAUGGGUGGCACUGUAUCAACUCUGCGAAGUGACUGCCCUUCAACUGUGAUGAAGUUUGCCCUGAUUUUGAAAGCCCUGUCAGCAAUUUACAAACUUGUCCAAAGUGAUUCAUAUGUAACCAAAAGGGAUAUCUAUUAUAAUGACCCCCAGCUAUUUGGAUCACAGAAGACUUUGGAUACAAUUGUUGAUGAUAUAUCAUGCCUGCUCAAAGUUCCUCGGAGGAGCCUACACGUGUGUGCCAGUACAAAAGGAUUAAUCUCUGGUGAUUUGUGUUACUUGGAGGAAGAUGGGACAAGGGUGGACUGUACCUCUACUGUGGUGCCUGUGUCCUCUAGUGUCAGUGGAAUCAUAAAUAUUGUGUCAUCUGCAAAAUUUGUUCUAGUCAUUGAAAAAGAUGCAACUUUCCAGAGACUUGUGGAUGAUGAAUUUUGCAUUAAUUUCUAUCCAUGCAUUAUUAUAACAGGAAAAGGUGUACCAGAUGUCAACAGCAGGCUAAUGGUGAAGAAACUAUGGGAGACCCUGCAUAUCCCUGUAUUUGCCUUGAUGGAUGCUGACCCACAUGGGAUUGAAAUCAUGUGCAUUUAUAAGUAUGGAUCAAUUUCAAUGGCAUUUGAAGCCCCCACUCUGACUGUGUCAUCAAUGCUCUGGCUGGGACUGUUACCUUCAGACAUUGAAAGGACUCCUUGCUUUCCGUUCCGUUCGGUCUCCACUCACAGGAUUCUGUGCUCUCCAUUCCGUUCGGACUCCGCCAUCCUGUACUGGCUGCGCUUCUCCUCCCCGUGCAUCUCGGAUCAGCUACACUUCUCGCCAAGCGCACCUUGGACUCUCUCAACCCAAGGACUGCCAAGUGCGCGCAUGUGUGUGUGUCUCUCCCUCACUCCCGUCAUUUAGACCCGAGCGAGCUGUACUCCGGCCUCCGCCUUCUGUUUCACUCGCACCCUGACAGAAUAACGAACCCCUGAAAAAAAAACAAAAAAGGACAUGAUCGGGUUGCCGCCGUGGUCCCAACGUGAUCCGAGCCUCGGAGGGAGGAAACACCCGGAAGCACGCUGCUAAAUCAUCCUCGGUGGCCGCACCACGCCCCUCUGUGAUUCUGUAACUCCUCUUACACCACUGAAACAGCUAAAAUCGCGCUCCAUAUCUCUUUCUUGUCUGGAGACUCUCUCUCGCCAGUAAGCUGUGGAGAGCAGUUGGAAGGGAAUUUUCGCUUGUGUGCCCAUUUCAUUGGGCUUCUCACGGGGAUGUUCGGGAUGAAUCCGGAGGAUCUGCUUUACAGCCCCCUCGAUUCUGGGAGGGCUCCGCUCCAGGGUUUCCACAAACGUGCAGCCCCAAGCUUUUCUGAUGUCAACGUCUCGCCUCUGAGCUCCUCCGAUGGCGACGUCUCGCCUCUGAGCUCCUCCGAUGGCGACGUCUCGCCUCUGAGCUCCUCCGAUGGCGACGUCACGCCUCUGAGCUCCUCCGAUGGCGACGUCACGCCUCUGAGCUCCUCCGAUGGCGACGUCACGCCUCUGAGCUCCUCCGAAGGCGACGUCACGCCUCUGAGCUCCUUCGAGUUUGACGUCUCUCUCCCGAGCUCCCCUGAAGGCGACGUCUCUCUCCCGAGCUCCCCUGAAGGCGACGUCUCGCUCCGAGCUCCUCCGUCGGCGACGUCUCGUCCCCGAGCUCCUCCGUCGGCGACGUCUCGUCCCCGAGCUCCUCCGUCUGCGACGUCUCGUCCCCGAGCUCCUCCGUCUGCGACGUCUCCCCCCCGAACUCUUCCGUCCGCGACGUCUCGCCCCCGAGCUCCUCUGCCGGCAUCGUCUCGCCCCCGAGCUCCUCCGUCGGCGACGUCUCGCCCCCAUGCUCCUCCGUCGGCGAAGUCUCGCCUAAGAGCUCCUCCGAUGGCGCCGUCUCGCCUCUGAGCUCCUUUGACGAAGACAUCUCAGCCCCAAGUCUCCCACAAGGUGACGGAUCGCCUCCAAACCCAUUUGAAGGCGAAGCCACUCUUCCUAGACCGUUUGAAGGCGAAGUCGCGCCUUCGAGUCCCUCUCCGGGCAAAAUCUCUCCUCCAGGUCCCUCGAAGGAUGACAAGGCACUCCCGAGUUCCUCUGAAGUUCCUCUGAAGGCGUUGUCAUGGCUCAAAGACCCAGCGAAGGUGCCACUGCGUGCCACUCCUCAUCUCCGCCGUGGCCGUCGCACGCCCUCUGAACUCCGCCGUGGGCAUCGCACAGGCUUUGAACUCCGCCAUGGGUGGCGCACGGCCUCUGGAUUCCGCCGUGGGCGUUGCUUGGCCUCUGGACACCACCGAGGACGUUUUUCUGCUCCCAGUCUCCACCGAGUGCGUCACUUGGUCUCCGAUCUCCGUGCUGGACAUCACUCCACUCCAGACCUCCCUAGUGGGUGUCAAUCCACCCGAUCACCACCGAGGGCGUCACUUGGUGUCUGGUCUCUGCCGUGAUGGUCACUCAGCCUCUGGAUUCUGCUGCGUGCACAGCUUGGUCCCUGGAGGCGCCUCUCCAUCUCCGGUCUUCGCCAGUGGUUUUGCUCCAUUCCUGGCCUCCGUGAUGAGCUGUGCGCUGUUUUGGACCUCCGCUGAGGGCGUGGUUCCGUCCCGUGUCUUCGGGAUGGGCAUCGGCCAGUUCCGGCUCUCCACUGGGGUCGUCGCUCCGCCUCAAGUCCUUCCUGGCCUUUUCCGGGUUUCGCGGCGGUUCUGGCCGGGUACUUUUCGACCCAGGACGAACACUGGGAUCCUCCAUCCUGUACCGGCUGCGCUUCUCCUCCCCGCGGAUCUCGGAUCAGCUACGCUUCUCCCCGAGCGCACCUAGGACUCUCUCAACCUAAUGACUGCCGAGAGUGCGUGUGUGUGUGUGCUUGUGUGUUUGUCUCUUCCUCACUCUCAUCAUUUAGACCCGAGCGAGCUGUACUCCGGCUUCCGCCUCCUGUUUCACUCGCACCCUGACAGAUAGUGCCUGCCUCUAAUAUUGACACAUUUGGUAAAUAUUAGCAAAGAAGAAAAAUCCUUUAAACAUUUAUUUAAAAAAAAAUCACAACAAUCAUCUGCCCUCAUGGAUAUCAGACAAUUGCAAAAAAAUUACGGUUUCAUUUUAUGAAUGCCAAUAUUUGUGGAUGGCACUGCAUUAUAACAAUGCAUUAUAUAUUUACAAUAUAGCUAGAUUGUUAUGUAUUGUUUUUUGUUUCUGCAGGCCCAAAAUGCUACUGUAUAUAGUACCCUCUGUUAUUUGGAGUCUUCAUAUAAAUUAAUAAUAGUAACUUCAUUAUUCAUUUCACCGGUCAUAAUCAUGCCUGAUUGGUGUGUGUGAAUAAUUGCAUGUUUUGAGACCUUACAAUUGCAUGGAAAAUUAUUGGUCUGUCUUGGUCAGGCCACAAAAUAAAAAACAAAUAAAGAUUUGGCAAGUAAGUAAGUAAUCUAAAAAUUAAGUAAAAAAUAUAAACAAAAGCACACUUCCUUUCUUCAGCCCCUUUUCAAAUUAAAACCAAGAGAGAAACGAGGACCAGAGAAAGCACAAGGUCAUACACAGAACCAAUCAAGCACAGCAAAAAUGUGUGGUUGUGAGUACAGGUUCUAGUCCCUUGUCGGUUAAAUUUAUUUUUAUUUGUAUAGAUUUUAACAAUAGACAGUGUCUCAAAGCAGCUAUACAGCAAUAAGCAGUUAUUAAAAAAAAUGUAUAUGUAUGUUUGUUAUAAUUGUAUGUGUUUACAUAACCAGUGCACCAACAGAUUUUCUAUAAUUCGGGAGGCUCUCCAUCAUGCUAUUUAAAAUACUAUCAGUUUAUUUUGACGCGUUUAUGUUCUAAUUUCCUGUAAAAUUAUGACAUAUACACAUGACAUGCCUGCAGGAAGAUGCUCCUCCUUAUUUUCAUAAUAUUAGCCUUCAGGAAAUGCAAGCACCUUCCUGACUGUAAUAGUUAAUUGUUGGAAUGGCUGAGGUCCUUUAUUAAUUUCUUUACCUUAGUCCAUUAAAAACCUUGACCAGCUGUAAAAUUAAUAACCACUUACAGUUGAAUUAUUAGCAGAUUACCAUAUUUUACCAUACAUCAAACUGCUGGUGGUGCUGAAUUUAAUAACGCUCUAUGAUCCUUGCCUAUCAUCUAAGACGAAAACCGACCUAAUAGACCUGAGGAAGUGUCUGUUUGAUGUAUGUUUCUAAUUAAUAUUUACAUAUAUAAAUCAACAUUCAAUCCUUUUUAUAAAGAUGCCAAUCACUCUAGAAGGUAAGGAAGGCAAAAAAAAAUAACUAUGAUGUAACAGUUAAGUUUGUGUCUCUUACAAUAUAUGCCAUACUAUACAUAUGUAUAUGGUACCAUAUGUCUAAGUGAAGAAUAGCAGCAUAACAAUUGCUACAGCAAACUUAAACAAUGACAUCAAUAAUUAAUUCUUAUUUUCGCACUGUCUGUAAGAUGGAGCUGAUGCUGAGAUGGAAGCAGAAAGCUGAGAUUGAAUCUCUGGUCUCUAUUGCACCUCAUUUCCUCACUCGGGUAUACCUACACAAUAAGUUGUCUUAUGGUGGCUGGAUAUGAGUCCACCAAGUUCUGCACUGUAAUCAUUAUGUUUCCUUGUGAAUUAUUUUUGUUAUUUCCCCUUUAAUUCUUGAAAUUAAAAUAAAUAAUACAUGUUUAAA